Gavialis gangeticus (Gharial) is the source of this 4146-nucleotide messenger RNA. RefSeq names its product large tumor suppressor kinase 2 (gene LATS2). The record is from RefSeq and is a predicted model, not a curated record. Gene Ontology annotation, biological process: regulation of organ growth; positive regulation of apoptotic process; peptidyl-serine phosphorylation. Gene Ontology annotation, cellular component: spindle pole; nucleus. Lineage: Eukaryota; Metazoa; Chordata; Crocodylia; Gavialidae. Gene Ontology annotation, molecular function: protein serine/threonine kinase activity; protein binding; ATP binding. The transcript is spliced from 7 exons. Bases 213 to 3596 code for a protein of 1127 amino acids.
AGUCAGUCUGCAAAAUGAAGAUUUUGGGGGUUUUCAUUCUUUGCAGGAGCCACAAAGAUCGUGAACUGAAGUAAAACAUUCAGAGUGGAAACCAAUUUUAAGGAUUAUGUUUACAACAAAUUGAUACCAUCAAGAGAGAAACACUUUUCAGAAUAAAGUGUCAUUAAAAAAAAGAGAGAGACUAUUUAUGCUGAAAGAAAACUGGAUUAACAAUGAGGCCAAAGACUUUUCCUGCUACAACUUAUUCUGGAAACAGCAGACAAAGGUUACAAGAGAUUCGGGAAGGUUUAAAGCAGCCUUCUAAAUCUUCAGGUCAGGUCUUACCUGUUGGACCAGGCAGUGAAACGUCUCUGGACCCUAAAAUUUUAGUAGGGAAAGAUGCUGCCAGGCAGCAGCAAAUGAGACCAACAGCCAAGUUUGGACCUUAUCAAAAAGCACUGCGAGAAAUCAGAUAUUCCUUAUUGCCUUUUGCUAAUGAGUCAGGCACCUCAGCAACUAUAGAAGUAAAUAGGCAGAUGUUACAGGAAUUGGUGAAUGCAGGCUGUGAUCAGGAGAUGGCUGUACGAGCACUGAAGCAGACAGGCAGCAGGAGCAUUGAAGCAGCUCUGGAAUACAUCAGUAAAAUGGGCUACCUGGAUCCCAGGAAUGAGCAGAUUGUGCGUGUGAUUAAGCAGACCUCGCCAGGGAAGGGGAUGGUGCCAAAUAACGUAACCCGCAGGCCAAGUUUUGAAGGAUCAAACGAGUCUUUUCCGUCCUAUCAUCAGAUUGGCAAUGCAACCUAUGAAGGGACAAGCUUUGGAGCAGAAGGUGCAGACAUGCUCAGUGAUGUUCCAAGGCCAUACAUGGACUAUUUAAUCUCUGCUUCACAGUCUGCAGCCCUGAACCCUCCUGUACAGAGACCUUCAGCAGUGGGCUCUCACAGUGCUCCUGGAAGCCAUCAGCAUCAGCAGAAAACAUACUCUGCAAAUAUAGACUCCUCUGUGAUUAAUUACCCAGGGGCUAAUCAUGGCAGCCAAGCUCUACAGCUACAGGUCACACAUGGCCCAAACAGCCCACAUUACAGCAGGCAGCACAUGAUGGUGCAGGGGGAACCGAUGGGAUAUGGCAUUCAGCGGACUCCAUCUUUCCAAAACAAAAUGCAGCAGGAGGGAGGAUAUGCAAAUCUCCCAAAUAAAGGGACGGUUGUUCAGAAUAACUCUGGUCAUGCAUUUCAGCAGGCACCAGCGAGUCUGUAUAUACCACAUUCUCAUCACAAACAAACAAGCCCUUCCUCUCAUCAAAUGCAUGUGAUAGCCAGAGGUUCAGCCUUUGCUAAUGAUUUUUCAGAUAGUUCACCACAGAGCUUAUUAACUCCAUCUCGAAAUAGCCUAAACAUGGACCUGUAUGACAUGAAUAAUCCUCAAGUUCAGCAGUGGCAAACAGCAACACCGUCACGCCGUGAUUCUUUACAAAGCCCAGGAAUAGAAACAUCUCCACGGCAACACGUAACCUUCAGACAAGAUGCCACAGUGCCAAGCAGAACAAACUCCUUUAACAACCACCAACAACAGCCCCAAGUGCCUGUAUCUAUGAGACAGGUUCCCCCAGGCAAACCUGAUGCCUCAAUUACAUCUCCAAAUACCAUCACAGCAGUCACAUCUGCUCAUAUUCUCCAACCGGUGAAGAGCAUGAGAGUGAUGAGACCUGAACCUCAAACUGCGGUAGGGCCUUCCCAUCCUGGCUGGCUGCCUGCACAGACCCCAGCGGUGGAUGGCUUAGAAAUUAUUGAACCACAUCAGCUUCCCGUUGGAGGAGCUAAUGCCUACCAACUAGAGGUUGAUUAUAGCAGCCAGGAGCCCAGAUGUCCACCACCACCAUAUCCUAAGCAUUUGUUACUUCCCAGUAGCUCUGAGCAGUUUGAUAUCAACUGCUUGUGUAUGGGUGUAGAACAGACCCUCCGGGGGGUUCCCAGUUCAACAUGCAGUAAAGCUGAGGAAAAUGGUGAAAGGAAUGACAAAAGCAGCAAGAAUGCUAAAAUGGAAAAACCGGGCAAGGAUAAAAAGCAGAUCCAGACAUCUCCUGUGCCAGUGCGGAAAAAUGGCAAAGAUGAAGAAAAAAGAGAAUCCCGUAUUAAGAGUUAUUCACCAUUUGCCUUCAAGUUCUACAUGGAACAACAUGUAGAGAAUGUCAUAAAGACCUACCAGCAAAAAAUUAACAGGCGGCUGCAGCUGGAGCAAGAAAUGGCCAAAGCUGGUCUUUGUGAAGCAGAACAGGAGCAAAUGCGGAAAAUUCUCUACCAAAAGGAAUCUAACUACAACAGACUGAAGAGGGCCAAAAUGGACAAGUCCAUGUUUGUAAAAAUCAAGACCCUAGGGAUCGGUGCUUUUGGGGAGGUGUGUCUUGCCUGCAAGGUGGACACUCAUGCCCUUUAUGCCAUGAAAACUCUGAGAAAGAAGGAUGUCCUGAAUCGUAAUCAGGUGGCUCACGUCAAAGCGGAAAGGGAUAUACUCGCUGAGGCAGACAAUGAAUGGGUGGUUAAACUCUAUUACUCAUUUCAAGAUAAGGAGAGUUUGUACUUUGUGAUGGACUACAUCCCCGGCGGGGAUAUGAUGAGUCUGUUGAUACGGAUGGAAGUCUUCCCAGAGCACCUAGCUAAGUUUUAUAUUGCAGAGCUCACUUUGGCCAUAGAGAGUGUACACAGAAUGGGAUUUAUCCAUAGAGACAUCAAACCUGACAACAUUCUUAUAGACCUUGAUGGACAUAUUAAACUGACUGACUUUGGGCUCUGCACUGGAUUCAGGUGGACCCACAAUUCCAAAUACUAUCAGAAAGGGAGCCACAUCCGACAGGACAGCAUGGAGCCCAGUGAUCUUUGGGAUGACGUGUCCAACUGUAGGUGUGGAGACAGGCUGAAGACCUUGGAGCAAAGAGUUAAAAAACAGCAUCAGAGAUGUUUAGCCCACUCAUUAGUUGGGACCCCUAAUUACAUUGCUCCUGAAGUGCUGCUUCGUAAAGGAUACACUCAACUUUGUGAUUGGUGGAGCGUUGGUGUAAUUCUCUUUGAGAUGUUAGUGGGGCAGCCUCCCUUUCUGGCUCCCACCCCCACAGAAACCCAACUAAAGGUAAUAAACUGGGAGAGCACCCUACACAUUCCCUCGCAGAUCAAGCUGAGCCCCGAAGCAAGUGAUCUUAUCACAAAACUGUGCUGUGCUGCUGAGGACAGACUUGGAAGAAAUGGAGCAGAUGAUAUUAAGGCCCACCCUUUCUUUAAUUCUAUAGAUUUCUCCACUGAUAUCCGCAGGCAGCCAGCUCCCUAUGUUCCAAAGAUCAGCCAUCCAAUGGACACCUCAAAUUUUGACCCUGUUGAAGAAGAAAGUCCUUGGAACGAUGCUAGUGGUGACAGUACCAGGACAUGGGACCCACUUGCCUCUUCAAACAGCAAACACACAGAACAUGCGUUUUAUGAGUUUACUUUCCGAAGGUUCUUUGAUGACAAUGGAUAUCCAUUUAGAUACCCCAAACCUUCUGGAAUCGAAGUUAGCCAGUCUGAGAAGUGUGAUGUAGAAAACAAAGAUGUGGUGGAUCAGACUGGAGCCUGCCAACCUGUAUAUGUGUAAAUUAUUGUACAGAGUACUCCAAAUGAUCUUAUUUGCAAGUCCCAGAGGGCCUUUAGCUGACCCCUUAGGACCCAACCUUGCAGCUCUUACUCAGGCACAGCUCCAGUUGAGGCCAUGGUGCAUCUGGGGAGUUGAGAGCCUGCAGGGCCAGGUCCUAAAUGGGCACUCUUUUGUUCAGGUCAGUUUUAUUGUAAAUAGCUAUGCUAAUAAAUGACACUUGAAAGCCUGGUCUUCACCGCUAUCUGCAAGGCCAGCGAUCUGUCAUUUCUAGGCCUGUUUUUUGUUUGAGGUCAGCAUCCCCCUACUCUGAUCAGCAUUUACGGACUUCCACAACUUUCCACAUUAUUUUUAAAAGAAUAAAGAGCACUUAUAUUUUGUUUAUAGCAAGGGUUUUUUUCCUACUAAAUUAUAGGGAUUAACUUUGACAAAUCAUGCUGCUGUUCUUCUUUUCUACAUUUUUAUUUUAUCCAUAGCACUUAUUUCACAUUUAGGAAAAUGCAUAAAACUGAAGAACAUGUGAUAAAAGGUCUCUGUGCAAUAAUGUAAAAAA